ACUGAUUAAAGUCUAUAAAUUCACUGAUUCUGAAGAGCUUUAGAGAUUAUCUUUGCAAGUUGGUUACUUGCACAAGCACAACUCUCAAAAUGAGAAGUCCAAAAUGUUACUUCCUAAUUCUUUUGAUUCAAUCUGUCUCCAUCAUUAGCUUUCACCACUACAUGAUGGCAAUAAGAGGUGAAACUAGUGUUGUAAAGGUGGAUGUGGGCAUAAUUCUUGAUCUGGAAACAGAUGUGGGAAAAGUAAUGCACAUUUCUAUCUUACUUGCACUUGAAGAUUACCAUGCCAACGCUAGUCGCAGUGCCAUUAGGAUAGUCCCUCACUUGAGGGAUUCCAAGAAAGAUAAUGUUGAAGCAGCAUCCGCUGCCAUAUACUUGCUAAAGGAUGUCCAAGUACAAGCUAUCUUUGGGCCACAAAUGUCUACACAAACUGAUUUUGUGAUUGACUUGGGGAACAGAGUAAAAGUUCCUAUAAUUUCUCCAGCAACAAGUCCUUUACUUACAGUCAAGGAAAAUCCCUUUUUCAUCAGAGGAGCACUUCCUUCUUCCAGCCAGACUAAAGCCAUUGCAGCAAUUGUAAAGAACUUUGAUUGGAAGGAGGUUGUAGUAAUCUACGAGGAUAGCCCCUAUGGAACUGGGAUACUUCCACAUUUGACUGAUGCCUUGCUGGAAAUUAGCACUUUAGUCUCCUAUAGAAGUGGUAUUUCUCCUUCGGCCAAUGAUGAUCAAAUCCACAGGGAGCUAUACAAGUUGAAGACAAUGCAGACCAGGGUGUUCAUCGUGCACUUGCAACCAUCUCUUGCCUCCCGCCUUUUCCUCAAGGCCAAAGAAGACGGGAUGAUGAGCGAUGGAUAUGCAUGGAUCAUCACAGAUGUGCUAACGAGUCUUCUGGACUCGGUAGAUCCUUCAGUGAUUGAGUCAUCAAUGCAAGGUGUUCUUGGUAUAAAGCCAUAUGUUCCACGAACAAAUGAGCUUAUCAAUUACACCAAGAGGUGGAGAAGGAGAUUUCGUCAAGUGUAUCCAGACAUGGACAUAGCAGAACUCAAUGUUUUCGGGCUAUGGGCAUAUGAUGGCAUCACAGCAUUAGCAAAAGCAGUAGAAAAAGUGGGUGGCACUGCCAUCCCAAAAUUCAAAAAUACAGAAACUAGAGAGAACUUAACCGACUUAGAUGCACUUGGAACCUCAGAAUUGGGAUCUCUGCUCCGUCACUCUAUGCAAAACACAGCGCUGAAAACAGCACUAAGUGGUGAAUUUCGUCUCAUCAAUGGAGAAUUGCAUCCAUCCCCAUAUCAAAUUGUGAAUAUAGUUGGGAGAGGACAGAGGAGUGUUGGAUUCUGGACAGAGAAGGAUGGGAUUUCAUGUAAACUGAAGAUGAAUGGUAAAACAGAAGCUAAGUGUAAUAAUAAGCAACUAGGAGACAUUUUUUGGGCGGGUGAAUCUACUAUUCCUCCAAAAGGUUGGGAAAUACCCACAAGUGGCAAGAAGUUAAGGGUUGGAGUUCCUGUCAAAGAAGGGCUGGAGCAAUUCCUUAAAGUGGAAAUAGAUUCAAAAACACAAGAAGUAACCGCAACUGGUUUCUGUGCGGAUGUCUUCAAAGAAGUCAUCCUAUCCUUGCCAUAUGCUCUCCCUUACGAAUUUAUUCCAUUUCAAAUACCAGAUAGCCCCACUUCUCCAGACUAUGAUGAUCUUGCUUAUAAGCUCUUUUCUGAGAAAUUUGAUGCAAUUAUCGGUGACGUGACCAUUUCAGCGAACCGAUCCAAGUAUGUGGAUUUCACAUUACCUUUUACGGAGUCCGGUUUUUCUGCAGUUGUGCCGGUAAAGGAUGAUGACAGGAAGAAUGCUUGGAUUUUCGUGAAACCUCUAAAGAGCGAACUUUGGAUAACAAUCGGAGCAUUCUUCGUUUUCAUCGGUUUUGUGGUUUGGGUACUCGAACAUCGUGUAAACAAAGAGUUUCGAGGAACCAAACAAGAGCAAGUUGGGAUGAUAUUCUGGUUUUCCUUCUUAACUCUCGUUUUUGCUCAUAGUAAGCCUCUAACUCAAAGUAAAUCAUACACAAGCUUUAUAUAUAUCCUAGCUAGUUUCUCAAUAAAUCAUGUAUGGUUGGUUGUUUCAGAAGAGAGGGUAACAAGUAACUUUACCAGAUUUGUGCUGAUUGUGUGGGUUUUCGUGGUUCUGGUGCUGACAUCGAGUUAUACAGCCAGCUUAACAUCUAUGUUGACAGCGCAAAAGCUUCAACCUACUAUAACAGACCUUAAUGAUCUCAUCAAGCAUGGAGAAUAUGUUGGUUACCAAAAAGGUUCCUUUGUCCGAGGCGUCUUGAAGCGCAUGAAAUUUGACAGCACCAAGUUCAGAAGUUAUAGCACGUUGGAAGAGUAUAACGAUGCCCUCUCAAGAGGAAGUAAAAAUGGAGGUGUAGGUGCAAUUGUUGAUGAACUACCUUAUCUCAGACUCUUCCUCAACAAAUACUGCAGGAAGUAUAUUAUGGUUGGUCCGACUUACAAGACUGCUGGCUUUGGAUUCGUAAGAUUCUCUCUGCAUCUGGAAAUGUUGCAUAAUUGAAAUUAUGCUAUCCAUGGUAGUUCACUCAAUCUAUUAUUUUAUUUUCCGGCAACUUCUUACAGGCAUUUCCAAAAGGGUCACCUUAGGUACCUGAUGUAUCAAGAGCAGUUUUGAAGGUGAUGGAGGGAGAGUUUAUGAAUAACAUAAUUCAGAAAUGGUUUGGGAAUGAAACAGAUUGUCCGCGGAUAGAUGGAAUGGCUAUAACAUCUGAUAGCCUCACGCUAGAUAGUUUUAAGGGCCUUUUCCUCAUAGCUGGUGUAUCAGCAGGCUCCGCUCUUCUCAUAUUCUUCCUCAUCUUCCUUUAUCAGAAUAGAGAAGUCUUAACCACUGAUGAUUCAAUAUGGCAAAAGCUUUGUGCAAUAGCAAAAGUCUUUGAUUUAGAGAGAGACAACUCUAAUUCUAUGUCAGAAAAGCCAUCUGAAGGCAAUGAAAGCAAUACGCCUACACUGCUCGCAGCAAGUGAAGCUUCUCCUGAAAUAUUUCCCGACCUUCCUUCGCAAAGCCCAGAAAUCAGAAUUUCCGACAGGCUAGGAGCAUCCCCUACUGCUGACAGGUUCUCUACAACAGAACCUGGAACUCCAGUUCAUGAAAACAUUACAGGGACAAUUGAAGAGAGAUUGAGAUGAGCUAAUAGGGUUAGUUAGACCAGAUGACAUUACAACUUUGACGCUCUUUGCCAGAAUUUAGAUAUGAUGGGUUCAAAGUUUAAGUUCUUAAGAUUGAAUUUAUUGCAUUUCUGUAAUUAUGAGUUAAGAAUUUAAUAUUUGUUGAAAGUCUACUAAUUUUCCACUU
Messenger RNA from Solanum dulcamara, 3350 nucleotides. RefSeq names its product glutamate receptor 2.9-like. The coding region runs from base 90 to 2558 and encodes 822 amino acids. The record is from RefSeq and is a predicted model, not a curated record. The transcript is spliced from 3 exons. Gene Ontology annotation, molecular function: glutamate-gated receptor activity. Gene Ontology annotation, cellular component: plasma membrane. Lineage: Eukaryota; Viridiplantae; Streptophyta; Magnoliopsida; Solanales; Solanaceae.